AUGCAACUUUCAUUUUCAAGUUUAUUUUUACUUUCAACUUUGAAUCUUUUACGAUCCGAUCAAUCAACAUUAACUAUCGAACAAUGGAAUCUUCUUUCAAAUCUAUCUCAUUUUUAUGAUGAACAUAGUGGAGUAACAUUAGAUGAACGUUUCAUGAAUGAACAAAUGAGUUUACCUCCUAAGUUAUGUCUCAAAAGUGGAGCACUAAUCAGAUAUUUCAAUGAUUCAAUGGAAGGUACUCAAUUAUUAUAUAAAAACAAUCAAGAUUUUCUUUCAUUAUCUGCUAAUAAUCGUUCUGUAUUACUUAACAAUACAAUAAAAUAUAUAACAGAUCUUUCAACAAAUUUUAUUUGUCAUUUGAUUGUAUUAUAA
This is a messenger RNA of Rotaria sp. Silwood1, 372 nucleotides long. Lineage: Eukaryota; Metazoa; Rotifera; Eurotatoria; Philodinida; Philodinidae. The record is from the annotation of a GenBank genome assembly.